Grosmannia clavigera kw1407 is the source of this 1575-nucleotide messenger RNA. Its product is annotated as aminopeptidase y precursor. The record is from RefSeq and is a predicted model, not a curated record. The transcript has a single exon. Gene Ontology annotation, molecular function: metalloexopeptidase activity; aminopeptidase activity. Bases 1 to 1575 code for a protein of 524 amino acids. Lineage: Eukaryota; Fungi; Ascomycota; Sordariomycetes; Ophiostomatales; Ophiostomataceae. Gene Ontology annotation, biological process: proteolysis.
AUGAAGGGCCCUCUCGCCACAGCUCUGCUGCUGGGCAGUGCUACGGCUCUCGGGUUUCCCAGCUUCGAAAACCAGCAGCAGCCUUUGGCCACAACGGGCGAUGCCGAUCUACAGGUCGACGAUGUCGAGUACAAAUCCAAACCGCUGGUCGACAGUGCUAGCCUCCAAAAGACCAUCAACGCUGACCGGUUGUUGGGCCACGCAAAGGCGCUCUUCGGCAUCGCUCAGGCCGGCAUCCCCGACUACGGCCAUCCGACGCGUGUCAUCGGUAGUGCUGGCCACACGGGCACGCUCGACUACAUUUACUCGAUCGUCUCGUCGUUGGGCGGUGGCAAGGGUGGCGAGGGCGGCUACUACCGCGUGUGGAACCAGACCUUCCCUGCCGUUACCGGCAAGGUGUACGAGGCACGUCUCGUGCUCAACGACUCUGUUCCGGCAUCGGCCCAGGCCAUGAGCCUCACACCGCCUACACACGACAACAAGCCCGUCUUUGGUGCUCUGGUGCUGGCUACGGGCACUGGCUGCGAAGCGUCUGACUACCCGGCUGCUGUGACUGGUGCCAUCACGCUGGUCCGUCGUGGCGACUGUCCGUUUGGUCAGAAGUCGGAGCUCGCCGGUGCUGCCGGCGCCGUGGCUGUCGUGGUCUACAACAGUGAGGAUGGCCCUCUCAGCGGCACGCUGGGCACGCCUACAGCCACGCAAGUUGCUACCUUUGGGCUGUCGGGCGCCGACGCGGCCCCUCUUGUGGCAGCGCUGAAAAAGGGCAGCUCUCUAGACAGCAUCGCCUACAUGGACUCGGUCGUCAGCACGAUCCACACGACCAAUAUUUUGGCCCAAACCGUUGAAGGCGACCCGGACAACUGCGUAAUGCUUGGUGGCCACAGCGACAGCGUGCCAGAAGGUCCCGGCAUCAACGACGAUGGGUCUGGCACCCUCUCGCUGCUAGAGAUUGCCACACAACUGACGCACUAUCGCGUCAACAAUUGCGUGCGCUUUGCCUGGUGGGCUGCCGAGGAGGAAGGCCUGCUGGGUUCCGAUUAUUAUGCCGCCACGCUGCCGCCGGCCGAGAACCUCAAGGUCCGCCUCUUUAUGGACUACGACAUGCUCGGUAGCCCCAACUUCGCCUACCAGGUCUACGACGCGCUCGACAGCGAAAACCCGGCCGGCUCCCAGGCCCUGCGUGACCUCUACAUCGACUGGUACACCGCUCAGGGACUCAACUACUCGCUCAUCCCCUUUGACGGCCGCAGCGACUACGACGGCUUCAUUCGUGCCGGUAUACCCGCCGGUGGAAUCGCCACUGGUGCCGAGGGCAUCAAGACUAAGGACGAGGCUGCGCUCUUUGGCGGCACUGCUGGCGACUGGUACGAUCCGUGCUACCACCAGCUCUGCGACGACGUCGCCAAUGUUAACCUGACCGCCUGGGAGCUUAACACGAAGCUUGUCGCCCACUCCGUCGCCACCUAUGCCAUCUCUUUUGACGGUUUCCCUAAGCGGACCCUGGACUCUGUGGCCGCUGCCUCUUCCACUUACGGCCGUGGCCACAAGUACCAUGGCGGCAAGCUGAUCAUGUAA